CCUGGCCUUCUUCUCGUCAUCUUCGAGAACUUUGUUACUGUUAACAUAAUGACCACAUCUGGUGGCGCUGGGUCCAGUCGAAAAGAUGGAGGAUUUGUGUUUGAACAACAAAACGAUGUCCGGAUGAAUGAACUAGGCUCCAAGAUCUCUGCUCUGAAAAAUAUAACAAUAGAUAUACAUCAAGAUGUGAAUGCUCAAGAUCGACUUUUAAAUGAAUCGCACGGUAUUUUCGACGGAUUUGGCAAUAGUUUGCAAAACUCUGUUGGUAGAUUGAAUCGAAUGGUAUCGAAACGACAUCAACGACAAUUAUGUUUUUAUGUUACAAUAGCUUUAGUGGUCUUUUUUAUUCUUUAUUAUGGUUCUGGUUUGAUAUCAUGGUCUUCGUCUUCUUCGGAAGAGGUGAAUCAUGAUGGUAUUUGAAAUAAAAUCAUUUUAUUUUAUCAUUUGA
This is a messenger RNA of Halteromyces radiatus, 448 nucleotides long. RefSeq lists its product as uncharacterized. NCBI's taxonomy places the organism in Eukaryota, Fungi, Mucoromycota, Mucoromycetes, Mucorales, Cunninghamellaceae. The record is from RefSeq and is a predicted model, not a curated record. The transcript has 4 exons. Gene Ontology annotation, biological process: intra-Golgi vesicle-mediated transport. The coding region runs from base 49 to 420 and encodes 123 amino acids.